Microbotryum saponariae is the source of this 2876-nucleotide messenger RNA. Lineage: Eukaryota; Fungi; Basidiomycota; Microbotryomycetes; Microbotryales; Microbotryaceae. The record is from the annotation of a GenBank genome assembly.
AUGGACGCCUCACGUUAGUCCCAAGCACCACUCCAGUCAUCGGCACAGCUACUGACCUUGCAGCUUUCUCUCCAGCAGCGACCCUGGUCGAGUCUGGCUCGCCGGUGGUGCAGUACCCGCGCUCGACUUUGCUCGCGCUGUACGCGUCCCCACUCGUGCCCGACACUCUGCACGGGAUGAAACCCCUGUCGGAAUGGUAUGGGUCAGUCAACUCGUUUGUCAACACCACGCCCAGCGAUGUUCUAGGAAAGAGAGGGGCGUCACGCGGGGGAAAGGGCGGGGCUUUCGCCCCACUUGUCUCCGCGUGACAUCUCUCAGACGACCGCUUCGACCUCAACGCUAUCACGCAUUGUAGACCACUCGGCCAGUCCAUUGACUCAUUCCCACCGUCUGCCAGGGAAUAUCAAGACCCGCCUUCGUCACCCCCGACAAGAACACGCGAAGCGCCAGCCAGCGGAGCAGCGUCCCGUGCACAUAACAACAGCACGUCCUCAUCAAACCACACCUCCAAUGCGGGUUCCAAUCUCUCUGGUGGCCGUCCUAACCCCUUUGCCAACUUUGGAAGGUUCGGCGUCGAUGGAGGCUUGGACGCGGGAGACGUUGCGGGCUUCACUGCGGCCAAGUCCGCUUCGGGCGUCAACGACAAGCGUAGCAGGGAUGGCGUACCGCAUCUGCAGAGGGAAGCAAUGCCCAUCGGAGGCAGAACAGGUGCAAGGAGAGCUGACGCCUCGAUCGAGGGGACCAGUCCGACCAAAUCCUCGGCAUUUGGUAACGAUCGGCUCAGAGCUUCGACGAGCGCGGGCGGUGCCGACGAGCGCAAUGGGGCUCUAGGGUCGAGUACAUUAGGGAGGAGAGACGAUCAGAAGAAGGAUCGGAGAGCACCGAAUGAAGGAGGGUGGAGGAGCGUUGGUGGAUUGACCGGUAAGAGUCGAGCUGAACUGGCCCCCUCAAACUGCCCGGUGCCCAGAACUUAGGGCUGACGACCUGAUCACCUUGCGCGGUUCUUGGCAGAUCGAGACCGAAGAACAGGACGUGGGAAUGAACAACCUCGUGAUCUUCGCGAUCUUCGCAACGACAAGCGCGAUCGCAACGACGGUCUCAGCUCCUCGGCGAGGGGCCAACGUCAACCGGCGUGGAUGGACAGCGACGGACCUCCUACGUCGUCCGGCUCGGCUCCCUCUUGGAUGGACGCCCCUAUCUCGAGCGAGAACUUUGAACUCGGUGGUCGUGCACUACCGCCUCAUGAUCGGGAGCGAGGCGCCCCUUCUUCGUCAGGAGUUGCGGGUGCUCCCGAAGGUGGGGUCGAUUCUAUCGCGGCGUUCAAGAAGCAGAUGAAGGAGUUGGAGAGGAUCAGGUCGGGUGGUGGAGAUGUCGAGGAACCGAAGCAGCCGUCCGAGUCGGUGUUCGCCAGCCUCGUCAAGGCCCCGGCUCAACAACAAUCCGAGUCACAGUCGAGCGUGCUCGACUCUCUGCAUUCAGGAGGUGGUGUGUCGACGGGCGCAGAUGAUGCGAGUGCUCCACGCGAGGGAGGUAGUUCGAGUCGGUUCGCCAAGUACUUUGACGGCAAACCGCCCGCUCCCGCCACGUCACCGAAUGUGCAGCCACAACAGGUACCCUCAGUGUUCGAGGCACUGCUAGGAGGCGGUGUUGGCGGAGCUUCGAAGGGCGGCAACACGGCCGAGUCAUCAUCAAAGGAUGCUGAGAGCAUGGCCCGACUGAUGGGGAUGCUGCAAGUCUCGAGCGCUCGCGCGACUUCUCCCGUUAACUCCAAGUCGGCUGCCCCUAUCGCUUCUCCACCAGCACUCCCGAGCCCAGCAAAUGCUCCUAUGCCACCCCACCCGCAAUUGAACGGCGAUCGAUCACGGCAGACCUCGGGUUCGGGCAGUCGUUUCGCCUUUUCCCAACCACCUUCGAACGCUACGCAGUCAGCGCUGGCCUCCUCCCAACCCCACGAGCACCAACACCAGGCACAACUUUCGUCUCGCUCGGUUUCGGCAUCUCGAUCGGGACCGGCUGAGCAACCACCCCGCUCUCCGCCGCGACAAAGCAACCACCAAGCUACGCAUGCAUUCACUCUGACCCCUCUCGGCUCGCCCUCAACCGAAGGAAGACCUUCGCAACCCCAACAUCCGUCGCAGCAACACCACCAUCAUCAGUCGGCACACUCUCGAGCCGGCUCGGCGCAACCUGUCUCCCCGCCCGUGUCGGCCAACUUUGAGCUGCCUCCGAGUGGGCCCCAGUCGCCCGGCGGAAUGCCACCACCACCUCCUCAAUUCUUUCAGAUGCUGAGCGGGAUGCAGUCGCCGCCUCCGCAACAGCAACACAUGAAUGGCGGCGUGGCUUUGCGACCGUUACCUCCGAUCAACAAUGGGUUGUUGCCGCAACAAGUUCCUGCUCAGCAGCACCAACAGCAACAGCACCCGAUUCCUGGAGGGCCCCAUCAGAUGCCGCACUUCCAGUCACCGCCGCCACUGCCGCCGCAUAUGGGUUUCGGCAACUCGCCCAUGUCACCCGAGAUCGCCGCGGCUCACAUGCGUGCCAUGUCGAACCCGUCGCGCUCGCAACCCCCACCCUUCAACAUGCCCCCACCUCCCUUCAUGUACGGCGCCCCUCCACCUCCGAUGGGCUCGAUGGCACCCAACAUGCCCCCCUUCCCAGCCCAUUUCCGUCCUCCACCCCCUCCCGCACCUUUCAGUGGAGCCGGCGUACCCGAUCUCAUGGCUUUGCUCAACUCUGGAGGGGGUCCAAGGAUCGGCGCCGCGUCGGCUCCUUUACCUCUUCGUGCUCGUCCAAUGCCGCAGGGACAACCCCAACAGCAGCAACAACAUAGCAUGCGUCAAUUCAUGUCCCCGCCUCCGAUGAAUCAUGGUCAAUAG